AUGGUGACGGCGGCAAUGGCGGCAACAAUGGAAAAAAUGACGGAAAAGGGAAUAGUGACAGAGCGUAGAGGGAUUACCCUACCGGAGGAUAUGUUGGAGGCUGCGAAAUCCGUCGAGAUUCGGAAACUAACUCGGAGAAAAGUUGUCGAUGAUCAAAGCCGAGCAUAUGCUUGGGGGGGAAAUGAAUAUGGACAGUGUAGUGAAGAGCCUUCUAAAGAUGAUACAGGUAGGCCUCUGCGGAGGGACAUUGUAAUCCCGAAGUGUUGUGCCCCGAAACUUACAGUUCGACAGGUUUUCCCGUUCAAUCGCAGAAAACAGAUAUCUGUUCCUGUAAGAGUUCAUGGUGUUCAAAACGUUUGCCAGAUUGCUGUUGGAGCAUUUCAUAAUCUGGCUCUGAAAGAAGAUGGGACUUUCUGGACUUGGGUCAAUAAUGAAUAUGGACAACUUGGGGCCGGAUAUACCCAACUAAGAUCGCAUCCUAUUCCAGUCCAAGGCCUCGAUGAUCUCACUUUGGUGUAUGGUUGGGGAAGGGGAGAACAUGGAAGGCUCGGGUUUGGUGACAAUGACAAGAGCAGCAAAAUGCUUCCACAGAAAGUUAACCUAUUAGCUGGAGAAGACAUCAUUCAGGUAAAAAAAUGUAAACCAUCGGUUUCUCUUAUCUUCUUCAUAGAAAUAAUAAUAGACAUGAGCAAAGCGCAAUGUGGUAAUAAAUCAAAGUCUGGGUUUGUUUGCAAGUCAAUGAAAUCAAUCGCAAGUCAAUUUUAGAUUCAUGAGGAAGAACGUUUAUUAUGUUAGUUAAGUGAACCCAUUAAUCUAGAGUUGAUUCAUCGUUAAUGAGGAUGAUUCAUGGAAGUCUCUUUUAUGUUCUAAUUUUCUAUAACUUAUUCUUUGAAGUUCCACUCUCUACCUGUUUAGUUCACAAAAAUCCAUGUCUUCUAUACUUGGCAGACAGAGCGACUGGUUAACAGUUUUCAUCCGGCUUUCAAUCAUUACGACUUACAGACACAAAUAUAUUCCAUGUGAUUUAAGGCAAAAGCUUCUUGGUGGCCUAGAUUGCAACUUGAAUCAGAAUUUCCAGUCAAGUACAUUAUGUCCUACACUAAUGAUUUCCUAAGUUUAUUCAUUAAUAUUCUUUAUAUGUUAGUAGUGUUAAGGCCAUCAACUUUUUUGCUUGUAAAAAAAGAGAAUCUCAAAUGUCUGUAUUUUUUUUUGGGAAUUUUACUAAAUUGUCUAAAACUAUUAAUCUAAAUUGCUUAUAUAAGCUGAAACCAUUGUUAG
This is a messenger RNA of Thlaspi arvense, 1278 nucleotides long. The record is from the annotation of a GenBank genome assembly. NCBI's taxonomy places the organism in Eukaryota, Viridiplantae, Streptophyta, Magnoliopsida, Brassicales, Brassicaceae.